CAUAAUGCUAAUACAUAACACUGCCACCCAGUGGAAUUGGACGGUUAGCCACCAACUGCAUAUUUGCUUGCUCCAAAAAAGGUUCUGAGAUUUGCCACUGAAAAGCAAGAUGGCUCAACUUCAAAACCUUUACGCCAUUAUGAAAUAUCUGAUGAUGAUGCUAAGCGGCAUCAUAUUGAUCAGUGGCAUUGUGCUCCUGGCCGUGGGGAUCUGGAUCAGCGUUGGCGCCUCCAACCACAUCAAGAACAUCGGCGACUUCUCCACCCAGCUGGGCGUCAUCAGCACCAUCUGCACCGUCAGUGGAGGCGGCCUCACCCUGCUCGGCCUCAUCGGCUGCUACGGGGCCUGGGCUGAGAAGCGUAUGCUGAUCCUGGUGUACUUUGUGGUUAUAAGUGUGGUGUUCCUUGCUGAGCUUACCAUGACACUUUUAGCUCUGGUGUACCAAAAUAGGGUGGAGAAUGUCAUUCGUGAGGCCAGCAAGCGGACGCUGAAGGAGUCCUACAAGGGUCCCGGUGCCAAUGACGCUAUCUCCGCCGGGUGGAAUGCUAUCAUGAUGAAGUUUAAGUGCUGUGGCGUGUCGAACACCACCAAUGACUUUGUGGGCUCAGCCUUCACUAAUGCCACAUCGCUGCUGUACCCCACAACCUGCUGUGUGAACAUGGAGUCCCCCAGCUGUGACGGCAUGAACACCGCCCCGGGCAUACUGUACUCCGAGGGCUGUGAUGUUAAGAUGAUAACUAUUGUGAAAAGUCAAGGCCUCAUUCUGGGCAGUGUAGCUGCAUGUAUCUGCGUGAUGGAGCUGGCCUCCAUGGUUAUAUCCGUGGUGCUCUACGUCAGGCUUGGCGCCUUAGGCCGUUAAAUAUGAUGUCCAGACUUCCCCUUUACGAUUAAUAAAGUCAACCGUUCACAAUGA
Molecule: messenger RNA, 913 nt
Organism: Clupea harengus (Atlantic herring)
Lineage: Eukaryota; Metazoa; Chordata; Actinopteri; Clupeiformes; Clupeidae
Product: tetraspanin-16-like
Cellular component (GO): plasma membrane
Source: RefSeq, a predicted model, not a curated record